AUGGAAUGCCAGAAGUGUAAAAAGACACUUUCAAAAAAGGGAUCGCAUUUCAUGUGUCAAGGACAGUGUCAGGGGGCUUUUCACAGGAGCUGUGUGAGAGGACUGGCAGCAGAUAUGAAGGCAGAUAUAAAUAGAAUUUACUGCAACAACUGCGAGGAAGAGGGAUCGGAAGUAGAGGAGCCUGAUGAGGAAGAGCAAGAACUGCUAAAAAUCCUGAAAGAUAUACAGAAAAAGGUCAGUUCUAUACCCAGCAUCAGGAAACAUCUAGACACAAUUCAACAAAGUUUAAGUGUGUUAUCUGAUAAGUAUGAUGUAUUGGUUAGUGAGCAGGAACAAGCUAAAGAAAAAAUUACUAAGCUACAAUAUUAA
Molecule: messenger RNA, 369 nt
Organism: Arctia plantaginis
Lineage: Eukaryota; Metazoa; Arthropoda; Insecta; Lepidoptera; Erebidae
Source: the annotation of a GenBank genome assembly